Ceutorhynchus assimilis (cabbage seed weevil) is the source of this 1095-nucleotide messenger RNA. The record is from the annotation of a GenBank genome assembly. NCBI's taxonomy places the organism in Eukaryota, Metazoa, Arthropoda, Insecta, Coleoptera, Curculionidae.
AUGCGAGAAGAAAUAUUUUCCAUCAUCGUUCUAUUCAUCAUCAUUGGUACGCCGUUUUGUGGCGCCCAAGAGUGCGAAUUCAAAGAAAAAACUUAUAUAUGUGAAAAUAUCAACUACGAGUUUCCCAACUUUUUUUACGGAAACUACCCGCUCAGAUGCCAGGAUUGCCAAAUUCAAGUGUUCGACCACAAGAGUUUUCCUUGGGAGAAUAAUUUGAACAGCUUCAAUUUGAGUUUUACCGGUUUGGAAUUUAUUGGGCAAAAUAGUUUUGUUGGUUUUAAGAAUUUGCAAUAUUUGUUGUUGCAAAAUAAUUUGAUUAAAAAUAUUUCCAAAGAGGCUUUUAAAGGUUUGAAUCAGUUGUAUGAAUUGAAUUUACAAGAAAAUAAAAUCAGAAUUAUUGAGGCAGGAUUUUUGAAAGGUUUGUCUAGUAAUUUGGUGAAUAUUUCUGGAAAUUUUUUGGAAAUUUUACCUGAAAAAGCUUUUUUUGGCUCGCAAGCUUUAUUAAUUUUAGAUUUAAGUAAAAAUAAAUUAAAACAACUAAAUAAAGAUUCAUUUUUUAACUUAGAAGAAUUAGAACACUUAGAUUUGAGCUCCAAUCAAUUAUGUUUUAUGCCUCUAGGAUUGUUUAAACAUUUAAGAGGUUUGAAACAAUUAAAUUUAAGCCAAAAUAAGUUUAAAAAAUUCAACUUUGGUACUUUUACAGGCCUUAAAAAUUUAAUUUAUUUAAAUUUAAAUAAAAACUUAUUAACUUUGUUUGAUUCUAGCUAUUUGCUACCUCUAAUGCACUUGAAUAAAUUAGAUUUAAGCAGCAACGCCAUUUAUAAUUUAGACGCAAAUGAUUUAAUGUUAAAUUUACCAACUUUAAGGGCUAUUGUUUUGGAAGAUAACGUAUUUUCUUGUACUCUAUUGAAAAAUAUUUUACAAUUUUUCAAAUCAAAAUACGUAGAAGUAGUAAAUGAUAAUCCAAGAUAUGAAUUUUUUAAUAUUAAUGGUAUUGCUUGUAUUGAUGGCGUCAUAUUGAACAGCAUUUCCUUGGAUUAUUUCCUGAAAAAAUCCCAAGAAGAUGCUCAAUUGUUACACACUUAUUGUCAAUAA